Triplophysa rosa is the source of this 3436-nucleotide messenger RNA. RefSeq names its product extracellular leucine-rich repeat and fibronectin type III domain containing 1a (gene elfn1a). Gene Ontology annotation, cellular component: plasma membrane. The transcript has 3 exons. The record is from RefSeq and is a predicted model, not a curated record. Lineage: Eukaryota; Metazoa; Chordata; Actinopteri; Cypriniformes; Nemacheilidae. The coding region runs from base 903 to 3278 and encodes 791 amino acids. Gene Ontology annotation, molecular function: protein binding.
UUAUAGCCUCGCGUAACCAGCAAUCUUAUUAUGAGAUUUAACUUUGCCCCAACUGGACUCGUGGAUGAGCGGUGCUCCGGCUCCGCUCCGUAACCCAACAAAUAAAUCACUGGAAACAGUUAUAACUUGCUCUGAGACAGGCAUUGCUGUCGUGUAGCGUUUAAAGGGAACUUCAGCCAUGUGCUUUGUCUGUGCGGAAUACAUAAAGGCUCUGCCUUGAAUUAAUCACUCGCUCUUUAAUGGAUCUUUGAGGAUCGCACUUGACGCAGUGAGGAGCUGCAGCUCUUUGUAUUCCGAGGCCAAGAGGAACCUUGUGUUUUUCCCCCGUCCGAUAUCUACUGCCUCUUACAAAAUGUCAAGGGGUUCAUGGUGACAUAGGGACCCCGCUUUUGGUUACGGAGAGACUACGGGGCUCUUGCUUCGCGGCGCGAAAGAGAGACAGGCCAGAUACUGAUGGUGGAUCUCAGACAUGUGUGUGAUCACUGGACAGUUUGACCCGAUCAGUCGGGGGUGCACCUCUGGGCCCAUAAAUGAGACUAAAAUGGUGGAUGAGAAGACGAGACAAGAGGAUGAAAGCCAUCAACAAUGCUGUACUCUCGGGAAAUAAGCACAGGCCAUUUUGACUUGGUGAAACACUAAGACCCAGCACUACCACUCCACUAUAGUGAAAAUCUCUCCAUUGGAGACCCAACCUGUAAAUGCAUAAGCUAUGAUCUUUAAUAAAAGGCUUGACAUUUCAGUACAAAAACCCUCAACUCAUGUGAAAUAAUUAUCUCGACCAGACACUGGACUUUUCCGUCCCUUGGCUGAAUCAAGGGAUAGGGUUUUUUACCCUGCCAGAAUACUGUGAGGUUCCAUCCAGCCUAUUAAAACUCAAGUGGUACCCCAAGCUGGUAUUGCUCAUGGCUUCCAGGAGGGCUUCAGGAGCUUUUUAUGGAGGCAUGUUGAAGAGUGCCUUCUUCUGGUCUGUGGCAUUAAUCUAUCUGACUCACAUAGCUGGAGUAAGGGGGGAUUGCUGGCUUAUAGAAGGAGAAAAGGGAUUUGUAUGGUUGGCUAUUUGCAGCCAAAACCAGCCACCUUAUGAAGCUAUCCCUCAGCACAUCAACAGCACCAUAGUGGACCUUCGUUUGAAUGAGAACAAGAUCAAAAGCAUCCACUACUCUGCCCUUAGCCGCUUUACCAACCUAACAUAUCUGAAUCUGACAAAGAAUGAGAUUAAUUAUAUUGAAGAUGGGGCUUUUUCAGCCCAGUUCAAUCUACAGGUUCUCCAGUUGGGCUUUAAUAAACUGCGGAAUUUAACAGAAGGGAUUCUCAGGGGUUUGGGCAAGCUGCAGUACCUCUACCUCCAGGCCAACCUGAUUGAGACUGUGACACCCAAUGCCUUUUGGGAGUGCCCAAAUAUAGAAAACAUUGACCUUUCCAUGAAUCGCAUCCAGGUGCUAGAUGGGUCAACAUUCACUAGCUUGACUAAGCUGACCACCUGUGAGCUCUACACCAAUCCUUUCCAUUGUUCCUGUGAGCUCUUGGGGUUCGUCAAGUGGCUCUCAGUCUUUCCCAACAGAACGAGUGAACGGAUGGUGUGCGAUUCACCUGUCGCAGUCUCUGGCUACAGUCUCCUAAGCCAGAACCCAAACAAUCCAACGUAUCGUAAUGCUCUGCAUAUGCUGUCCACUGUGUGCACGGAAGACUAUGUGACUACAUACAUCCCUGUGCCUCCUGAGACCACUACUUUCCCUCCAGACUCAACACCGUGUGGGCUGGAAGACUGUCCAUCUGGGACCGAGCCUGAGGAAAUCAGCAUCAGUCCCACUUACAUAGACUUAGAUGUGAAACCAAUCAUGAAACUUAAGCAGGUGACUCACACAAAUGCAGUAAUCACUGUUCAGAUUCCUUACCCCUACAAGAAAAUGUACAUCCUUGUACUGUACAACAACAGCUUCUUCACUGAUAUACAAAAUCUCAAACGGCAAAAGGAAGAUAUUGAACUGAGAAACCUGAAACCCCACACCGACUACACCUACUGUGUGGCUUCCAUAAGAAACUCCUUGCGUUUUAAUCACACCUGUUUGACUCUAUCCACAGGGCCUAGAAAUGGAAAAGAGAGAGUAGUUAGCAAUGCAACAGCCACUCACUACAUAAUGACUAUCUUAGGAUGUCUGUUCAGUAUGGUAAUCGUUUUAGGCAUUGUCUAUUAUUGCUUACGGAAAAAGAGACAGCAAGACGAAAAGCACAAAAAGGCAGGCAGUUUGAAGAAAAACAUCAUUGAGCUUAAAUACGGUGGGGAACUGGAAGGUGGGACAAUUUCCAGGAUGUCCCAAAAGCAAAUGAUGGCUGGGGAGAGCAUGACCCGAAUGCCCUAUCUACCCUCAGGCAGCGACAUGGAGCAAUACAAAUUGCAAGAUAUAACUAACACGCCAAAAAUGGCCAAAGGGAAUUACAUGGAAGUGAGGACAGGGGAGCAUCCAGAUCGAAGGGAAUGCGAGAUGUCAAUGCCUAGCAACAGCCAAGGCUCUGUUGCAGAGAUCUCAACAAUUGCAAAGGAGGUGGACAAGGUCAACCAGAUCAUUAACAAUUGUAUAGAUGCUCUAAAAUCUGAGUCCACGUCCUUCCAAGGGGUGAAAUCUGGUGCGGUGUCAACAGCAGAACCUCAGUUGGUCCUUAUUUCAGAGCAGCCUCAAAGCAAGUCUGGAUUCCUUUCACCUGUCUACAAGGACAGCUACCACCACUCUUUACAAAGACAUCACAUAUCAGAUGCCUCUCCAAAGCGCCCGAGUACAGCCACCGGUGGUCCCAUUCGGAGCCCAAGGCCUUAUCGCUCAGAGUCUAAGUACAUCGAGAAAACUUCACCCACUGGGGAGACCAUUCUGACUAUCACACCCGCAGCUGCAAUACUAAGGGCAGAAGCAGAGAAGAUUCGCCAGUAUAGCGAGCAUCGACAUUCCUACCCUGAUUCCCACCAAAUCGAAGAGCUGGAAGGACCAGACAGCCGGAAAACCUCCAUCUUGGAGCCCCUGACAAGGCCUCGGCCCAGAGACUUGGCUUACUCACAGCUUUCUCCCCAGUACCACAAUCUCAGUUACUCGUCUAGUCCUGAGUACUAUUGCAAACCGUCGCACAGCAUCUGGGAGCGCUUUAAACUCCAUCGCAAGCGCCACAAAGAUGAGGAGUAUAUGGCCGCAGGCCACGCCCUGAGGAAGAAAGUGCAGUUUGCUAAGGAUGAAGACCUGCAUGACAUUCUAGAUUACUGGAAGGGAGUGUCAGCUCAACAAAAAUCUUAAUUCGGUUUUUGUCUGUGUCUUUUCACUUUUGAUGGACUACAAAGAACAGGACAGAAAUGAAUCCUAAUAAUCUAGUGAAAUGUGGAUAAAAAAUUACAAUUUAGUGAAAAAGGUUUGUGUACCAAAAGAUGCUACUUAAAGCAACAAGAGGAGAAUAU